UCACCUAAGAAGAAAGUUGUUGAUGCCAUUCUUUCCGACUUUUCCGACUGGGAUGAAUCACCCAUAAAACAAGCAACAGCGCCGCCUUCCCAGAACGGCCAGUUACAUCGUUCUGCUGAAAAGGAAAAUUCCGAACUUGACGACUCGUUCGAUGAUCCAGUCAUACCUAAAAAGAGACCUGCUGCCGUACGCGUAGGCAAACCUGAACAACCCAGCGUUGAAACAGCGGAAUUCGACGGAUUCCCUUCGCUUAAUGAUUCGAAAAGUGAAGUUCUCCUGACCGUUCGUGAAGUCAAAAAUGAAGAUGGGUUGGUGGAUUUAGUGUGCGUAAGGGACGAUGGCCAGCAGUCAGUGGUGUACCUUCAGGACCACUGGACUGAGGUGGAUGUAGAGCCAAAUACAAGGAUCAGGCUGAUUGGUGCAAAGCCUUGGGGAGACUCCGACUGGUUGCUCUCAAACGAGCAUGGUAUUAUGAUCGUUGCUCCGGACACUUUGGUACCGUGCACAGCUAUAGCCGGUGCUACGUGGUGCCCUCGUAAGGUUUGUUAUCUCACCGUUAUUCAUAUAUUCAGAAUUGAGCUCAGUAAAAAUCAGGUUAUCCUCAAUGAGCGUUUUCGUGGUCCUACUGAAGCCAACAAGGCCAUGCUUAUCGGAAUCGUUGUGCACGAGUUGUUCCAGGCAGCUCUUCGUUGCCCAACUCCUCGAACUGUUUCUCGUGAUUGGCUGCUUCACAUUUGGCAAACAAGUAUAUGUGACGAAGUCAUUGCACAGUUGGUGGCUCUUCGAUUUACACCAUCGCAAUUCGAAACCGAACUCGAUCCGUAUCUUAGAAAUUAUUGUGGACUGGAUACAGAUCAACAUGCCUGGAGGAAGAUCAUAUCCGAACUCAUCUACAAUUCCCAUCUCAAAGAACUCGAAUGCAAUCGCUUCGAACUGAAAACUGGGAAGAGCGGGCAAUCCUCUGAGCAUUCUGCCCAGGUGAUGCUUUAUUCGCUCAUGCUUUCGUCACGCUACAAGCAGCCCAUUGUAGAGGGUUCUCUGUUAUAUCUGAAGGAUGGAAUAACUCGUAAUGUCAAACCGCGUGCCCUGGAAAUGAAAGGCAUUAUUAGUCAGCGAAAUCGCUUGGCAUCUUACCUUUCGAAAUUGAAGCCUGAUCUGCUGCCUGCGCCCAAAGAUGACCCAAAGUUCUGCGACAGGUGUGACCACGCUUUGGUGUGCUCAUACUAUCAGGUUGCAGUAGAGCCAACGGAUAGGUCGUCUCAUCUGAUGCUAAAUUUUGCCAAAUCAAAAACAGAUCAUCUGUCUGCAAAUCACAUAGAGUACUUCAGAAAGUGGAUUACUUGGAUUUAUUCCGAGUGGUCUGAGGAUAAGGCCAGAAAGGGCAGUUGUUUGGAAGACCUAUGGCAGAAACCUGUGGCAGAAAGGGAAUCAGAAGGCUUUUGCUUAUCAAAUCUUCGUGUAGUGAGCCAUGUGGAUGUCUCGACUGACGGUUACUCCGCUUAUCUUCUCACUUUUGGAGGGAAUUCAAAUGUAGUCGAUUCGGUUUUCGCUCCUGGAAAUAUGUGUAUUGUUUCGACUUCAGCACAACCAGGCAUACUCCUUCGUACCCAUAGUGGAAUCGUCGUGUAA
This is a messenger RNA of Cooperia oncophora, 1629 nucleotides long. NCBI's taxonomy places the organism in Eukaryota, Metazoa, Nematoda, Chromadorea, Rhabditida, Trichostrongylidae. The record is from the annotation of a GenBank genome assembly.